This is a messenger RNA of Darwinula stevensoni, 14524 nucleotides long. The record is from the annotation of a GenBank genome assembly. Lineage: Eukaryota; Metazoa; Arthropoda; Ostracoda; Podocopida; Darwinulidae.
AUGGACAGUGAAACAGCAACAUCAUCACGAUGGAAUACCACUGGGAUCAACCUCGAGGAUCUCACGAUGGACAGCAACUUUAUCCUGCUGCUGACAUCGCUGUUGUGCGCAAUUAUUUGGACCAUAUAUCUCAUAUACUACAAUUCAAGGAUCAUGGGGAUCAUCAUCACUCAUAUCUUGGCUCGAUUUGUAGGUCGAGGUAUCGAGGUUCAAGUAGGAUCUGUUUCUCUCUCAACAUUGAGUGGAAAGCUGAUGUUCCGCAAUUUCAUCUAUAUAACACCAGACUUCAGUGUUAGAAUCCUGGAUGGCUGGAUCAUUUUCAAAUGGUGGAAGUCAUAUGAACCAAAAGUCAUGCAUGAAGAUAUGACAAAGUUGGAUUCCCGUUUGGAUCUUGUGAUGAAUGGCAUGGAGUUUCACAUCUACAAUCGAAGUAACCUCUACAGUGAACUAGAGCAGAAGUUUGGUUUGGACUCUCUGCUACUUCCUACUCAAAAAGAUAGAAGCAUUUGGAAGAUGGUUCUGCAGAGACUUCACCAGCUGGGCUCCUGGGGGACAUGUGCUCAGAGAAGACAUAGGAGACAUAGACAUAAUGCUGCAGAAGCUGAUGAGGAAAAAGCUGUCAUUGAUGUUCCUGAUGGGGAAGAUGAAGACCGUACUGAGGGCAUUGCACACUCCAUGUGGCAUCGAUGGAGAGAUUUUCUCCCUGUCAUCAAAUUAGAGCUCUUCUCAAGUCGAGUAGUGUUUGGGAAUCGUUUGCUGCCAACAACACUGUCCUUGUUUGCUGAAGAGUUGAAGUUGGUGUAUUCCAGCAAACCUUCUCAUUCUCCUCUUGAUCUGUAUAUGCAUACAUUGAAAGGUCAUGGGGAAGGUUUCAAGAUCUUGUUGUCUCCAAGUCCAAAGUAUACUGGACCCACAGAUGAACCACCACGGGUUGUACCCACAUCAUCUGAAGGAAGCAAUCUAGAGGCACAAAAAGAAGAUGGAGAUGAAGAUUCUCCUCCACAUGGCACAGAUACUUUACCUGUGUGGGGCAUUGACUUGAAGUGUGGGAAAAACACGGAUAUCAGUUAUGGGCCAUGGGCUGAUCGACAACGUGAUCAGCUGAUGAAAUUCUUCUUCCCUAGCAGUUAUGGAACUCAGACACCAACACCUCCACUUUGUGCAGGAACAUACCUGGACAUGACCAUUCCAUGGGUUAUUGAGGCUAAUGGUUACACUACCAAGAUCAAUGGACAGUUUCUUCAUCUAGACUCAACAACAAGUUUGCUUUUUCGAAAAAUUCUGGAGUGUGAAACCCUGGAGUUUGAUGUCAGCAUGCAUACUCCCCUCUGCUGGAACCAUGAGCAGCACUGGAAAACAACUUUCACUGCUUGCAAGGCUACAGCUCACCUCAUUUUUGCACAUAAAGUUUUUUUCCAAGAUAUGAUAGAAGAUUGGUCAAGUUCAGGGAAAUCUUGUUGGGCCACUCCUAACAAGCCUGAUAUCCUGCACUUUGUUCCUUACACUUGGGUCCUGGAGUGCAUAUUGAAGCAAUUUGAAUUGAUUCUCCCAUGCAGUCAGCACAAUUGGAUUGAUUGUUCUUCCCAAAUCCCAGAGAAUGUUGAAGCUGGAGUAUGUGGAGACCUCCUGGAUUUUUCAUUGACCAUGCCAUUCAAUGAGUUCCUUCCUAAGACUGUCCCACUGAAGAUGUGGCUCCAAGGAGAAAACCUGACUCUGUCUUCCUACUUACCAGAGAUUUAUACAUCCCAUGAUGUUGUCCUUGCUCUGCACAAGAGUGCAAAGCUGAUAGGACGAGAUGGCACUCCCUUUGUUCCAGAGGAGAAGGUGCAUCGUUGGAGACAUUUUUGCCUUGCUGAGAAUGGGUGGGUGGACAUGGGUUGGGUACCUAUAGCUGCUCUGAGCAUGACUUUCACCUAUCACCCUAUGCCUCAUGUGGACCCUCAGCAUUACUUCAGCCUUUCUACUCCUGAGCAAGAAGAAUAUCUCCUCUCUCCUAUUCGAGCUCCAGCCACUAAUCUUGGAGUAGAGGGUUCUUUUGUCCAGGGAAAGGAAUCAGAAAAAUUUGAUCCCUCCACGCUUGAUCCUGAUGUGUUUGAUGUGGAAUUUGAAAUUGGCCCUUCAAAUUUCUGUCUAUAUGGAACCUUGUUUAGGGCACUUUGGUAUAUCAAGGAAAAUUACUUUGGAGAAAGUCAAGUUUUCCAAGACAUGGAAGAUAGCUGGAAGAAUAAAGGUAGUCAUGCUGAAUAUGAGGGAGAAGAAGAGUUGUUGGGCAAGAAGUCAAAAAGUAAACUCUCUACCUUUGAGAGAGUGUCAUCUGAACAAAGCAGUUCACAGUUUGACCCUCGGAAGUUCCGUCCUUUCACAGUAACUGUCUGUGUCAUUAUGCAUGACAUACAAGGUGCCCUUCUUACGGAAUGUACUCCUCAAGGGCCCCCUUGCCCUCUGCUGUCCAUGGAACAGCUUGUGGUGGAAUUACACAAGUCAUAUCAUGAGACAAAAAUUCAGGUGAACCUUUCGCCUGUUAUCAUGCAGGCAUGGGACAGUAUCAAACGCCCUCAACCACAUGCACACUUGCAACAGGGUCUCAUGCUUCUUUCUGCUUUGCAAUUUCGUGGGCAUGCACUUUUCAGUGAUGAAGGGAGGAAACUGGAAGAAGAAACUUUGGAGUAUGGAUGGCUUGUGGAAGUGCAACUGGGUCAAAUCAUUGGUCGACUGUCAUUGCCACAGCUUCAGCAAGUUAUAUUUGGUCUCAACUCCAUGGUCUUCUUGGCCAUGGAUCGAGAAAAUUCUCUUCGACCUGUCCCACUCAAGAUGCAGUGUUAUCAUGGAAAGCCACAGGAUGAUUGUCCAGAAUCUUUACCUGAUUGUCCUCCAUGUCCAACUUCAGAUGAAAUCAAGUAUGCAAUGACUCGAGUCACCAUUGACAUCAUCGAUGUGGCAAUUGUUGAAAAAGCAACUGCUAUCAAGCUGCAGGUGUAUCCUGUCCGAUUGGCAACUUGCAAUCUUCAUGGCCCUAAGAUACGAUCAGGAGUUACUCUCUUGACCAAUGCUGUGCAGAUACUGCAGUAUAUUGCACCUUGUCCAGAACAAACUCGUCCAUCUGCAUCUGACAUGAAUGGGAGCAAAGGAGGAAAUACAUGGCUGGAAGUCAGUCGAGUUAGCCUUGGACCCAUUGUUCUUGAUGCAGCUCUUUCAUCAUCACUCUUUGGUACUAGAGAUAUGCAGAAGCUUCAGUGUGGUUUCCUGGAGAAGCAUGACAGACGAAGUCAUCGCCUAUGGUUUCUUUGGCUCACAAAGGAUGCUCCAUCCACUAGUAAGGAUUCAGAACUUGUUGGGAAGUGUGGAUGUGUUGGUGGAUGUGCAUUUUUUGGUCACAACACAAAUGGACCCACCUUCUUCAAGCCUUCUGACCAAGAUUUCACCAGUGGCACAAAUGUUGCACAGUACAGAGUGAAUGCAGUCAAAGAGGAUCUGGGCUACGGUCAGAGCCUUCUUCAGCCAAACCAGCUUGUGUUCAACCCUCAUGUGAUUGUUUCAAGUGGGGAAUCACCUUCCCAAGAAGAAGAUUCAGAGUUUAUCAAUUUCAUUUAUCCUCCCCAAGAAGUUGAAGGGUCUCCUCCUCGACCCCAGUUCUCAUCCCAGAUGAGUCUUCCAGCUGGUAUUGGAAGUCAGAAUCCAACUGUGGUCACGCCGUUAAAUUCACAGGCCAUCAGUCAGUGGGAUGCAACAAUUGCUCGCACAACAUCACUUGGGAGUGAAUCCGAUCCCUCAUACUUUUCAGCCAGGGAGCAAAUAUUUUCUUCAGACACAGAUGCCCGAAGUGGCAGUCUGACAAGCCGCAUGGACCCAUAUGUGAGUGCGUCCAACAUCCCAUUUGAGGUGAGGAAUCAAGUACAGACAAUUCCUCCCCAGAGGGGUCUCAAGCAAAGCUCCUCUCGGUCAUUGUAUAAGAAUCACAUGCAAAGGAGGAGUUCACGGGAUAUUCUGCCUUCCAAGCAAGCCAAGAGUGGAAAGGAAGAGGAAGGAGGAUCAAGCAGUAGUGCUUCAACAGUGUCAAGUACAUCAUUCCUGUCUGCUGUUUCCACAGCAGAUGAUCUAAACCUUGUUGAACUUCAUAACCAAGUCAAUAAGCAGAUCACUGACUCUCCCUUGCUCAUGUCAACCUAUACUACACAUUUGGCUCAGGUUCAGUGCAAGUUCUGGACUCCCAAGAUGCCUGUGCAUCUGGGUGGGAGUUCAGGAGUGUAUCUGAUAUCAGCUCAGCAGAAAGAACAUGGUCCUUGUAAAGGGGACCUUAUUCCACAAUUCCUUCUCCUCACAUCUGGGUUCACAGGAGUCCGCAUCAAACCGCACUGCAUGAGACCUGAUGACUCAUCCCCUGAAUCUCCCCUUCCAUCUCGAACCCCAUCCCAUCUCCAUGUGUGGGAUAUCCCCAUUUUCUCUUGGAAGGAUAGGACCUUCCAUCACCAGAAAGACAACCCAGAAGAUAUGGGUCAUGAUGGUGAUAUUGGUUUGGCAGGGGAUGACUGCGUGGAACGUACCACCAUUGUACUCAAAGUGAAGUCAGCUGUUGACAUCACAACUUCUCCAUUAGCACUUGAAUCCUUGCAAAGGUUCCUGGAAGCCCUAACCCCCAGUCUAACUGAAUGCCAUCCCUGGGCAGUCCUGGAUCUUGUGCACAUGCAUUGCUCAAGAGUUGUGGAAUCUCGUAAUGUACUCAUACAGAGAGAAAACAACUGGGUGCAGCUCAUGGGGACUCUUCGUCAACAACAGCAAAAGCACACAGAAGUAGUAGGGAAAGGGAUAAAGAAGGGACAGACAAGUCCCCCUGAAUCCAAGAGUUUUUCUGUUCUUGAUGCCCAUGAGGAAAGAAGAGUCUCCCAGGUCCAAGGACUUGUGAUAAAUGUAAGUGUGCUUCAGGCAUCUCUGGUUGAGACAGUGACCACAUUCUCAUCCCUGGAUAACUUCCAAGACCUGUUGUGUGUAUCUGUGUUGGCUGUCAGCAUCACUGAUACCAAGUUGCAGUUUUAUUCUGGAGAGAAGACUCUCCUGAUGUUGAGAGCCAUUCCUUAUCCUGAAGGUGCAUCCAGGACUCCUCACAAGUCCAAGCACAAAUCCAACUCCCUUGAUAGAGGGAUUCAUGAACCAUUGUUGCUGGAAACACCUGUAAGGCAGCAGGAGGAAUUCCUGGGCUCCAUUAGAGUAGCUAGUGUUCACAGUCAACUAAGGAGGCUCACCAACAACAGUUCAAUCCUAAAUGAAGCUGUCAUCACAGCCAUUCCUGUUUCCAGAUCAGAAGUGAAUUUCAGUUAUGAAUAUGAUGCCUUGUAUCGAACAAAAUUGAUGGCUUCAAAUGAAGAGAAGCUGUCUCAGUUUGAUGAAACAUUGAGGGAAGCUCUUGGUUACAUCAUGUGUGAAGCUGGAUUUGAAGGGCUGCACAUUGAGGUAGUUAAACAGAAGAAUGUGCUGAAUGACAUUGAUGAUUCAGCCUCUCAGGUGCUUCGAAUAGAAACUGAGGCUCCAUCCCAUUCUGCCAAGAAGAGCACUGCUUCUCCUAAUCCUGGAGGCUCUCAAGGAGCAUCACCCGUGGGAAGCUCAGAGAGUCCCACAUUGGUGUCAGGGAACACCACAAAUCCAAGUGCCAAGACACGAGGAACUCCAACGCUCACCAAUGAGGCACUGGACACUGGGACACAGCAUCCACACAAAGGGGACUUUGUUUCUUGUAUUUUGAGUGUCAAAAGUACUUGGUUCAACUUUGCAGCUCCACCACGGUCACCUGUGAAUGUCUCCAAGAAGAUGGAUUUCAACAAGUUGGACUGGAAUCUUCUAAGUACUGCCUCACCAGCCAUAAGUGCUUGGUUGAAUCCAUUGGACCGACAUAGCAUUGCCUUGUACACAGUCAUCUAUGGAUGGCAAACAAGGCGGAAUUCCAUAAUGGCAUGCCUCAUGACACAGGCUCUUGAGGGUCAAGGGCUCCAUUUGUCAAAGAAGAGCAAGUACAACCUUGUCUCCCUGAUCUCCAAGACAUUGCAGGAAGAUCCAUGUUGCCAGCUUUGUACUGUUCUCAGGCGCUACACUGUGAAUGUCCCUUUAGCAGAAGUUGAGAACAACAUUCAGCCCCAACUGCUCCCCACUUUGGAUACCUUGAAGAAAGGGAUUGUGGUGCUGACUCGGCAAUGGAAGAACUUCCUUUAUAUGCCCCUUGCAUGGGAGCAGACUUUCAGGAUUGCCAAGAUGAGGAAACUUCAAUUGUAUCCAACUAUUCAUGAUUCUCCUAUUUUUGCCCUUGGAGUAGACCCCAAGGUACUGGACUCACCUAAAUCAGAGCUGGAUGUGACUGAUGAGCAUGCUCAGCUCCUCUUAGCUGAAAGUGGGUCGCUGUUCAAACACAAGGAGCCAGAAGACAUCAAAGCAUCUGACCCACUUGAGAGUCCUGGCAGUGAUGCCAAAGUUCGACCUAGUCUUCCUCACUUUGGACCAAAACUAUCUCGUGCCACCAUAUCUGGACCAUUGGGCUAUUCCCGCCUGAGCAUUGAAUCAAAUUCGCUUCAUGAUUCAGUAUCAAUGGAAAGCCAAAAUCAAUCAGAUAAUGAAUUACCUGAUGAUACUCUAUACAGCUGGCUGGCUCGACAGCAACAGCAACAGCACCAACAGCAACAGGGUGCAAGUGCUGCUGAACAGGGCGGUCUCCAGGAUGUGCCAUGGAAUACAGUGACUUCCAAUCACAGCACCAAAGGAGGAGAAAGUGAUGGAGAAGCAUCAGAGAAGCUACCAGCAGCAGCAGCACCUCUUCUGCAAGUGGUGGAUCCACAUAUUGUUUUUGAAAUUCUCCUUACAUAUUUGGGGGUGGGACAGCAGCAAGUGAGUGAAGGAGCUCUAGCACAGCUAGGCAGCAAUAUUUCUGUCACCUGCACCCUUGAUUCCAUCCGUGCUGAUAUUGCUGAAGCCCUUUCAAGGGAGAAAGGUGGGACUGCUAAAAAAUCAGCCUCAUUCCUCCUUGAGAUACCAAACGACAUGCCAUCUUUUAUCUGUGAGGGAAUCAGCCUGAAAGUUGAAGCCAAGAAAGUGACAGAAAAGUCACCAUCCCUGCCAGCAAAAGUUCCCAAGGCAGUUUUCUAUGUUUCUCAGCAUCAGCUCAAGAAUGCUACCUCUACUGUUCUUCAUUUUUCUGCUACACUGAAAAGCAUCUCACAGCAGGUGAACAUGCCUCUCCUGAGGCUGGUACUGCAGAUUGCUGGCAUGUACCAGAAUGUGGUAUACAUGCAGAAGGAUCUGAAACACAAGCGUGCCAGUGUGUAUGGUCCACAUCACCAGAAGAACUCUUCCUCUGGAUCUGGAGCAACUCAAGUGGAAUCCUGCCCAUAUGGAGACACAAUAGAUUCAGCUGUCACUGCAGUUUGGAGGGAAGCAGAAGAGAUGCCCCACUCCAAUGGAUAUGAGACCUUUAAAAGUGGAACCUACAAAGGGAGACCAAGUCGAGGAGAAGGUAGAGGAAUUUCCCUGAGUCCCUUGAUGGAAGAGGCCAUUCAGACAGUUCCUGUUUGUUGGAAGACAUUGUAUCAUCUGUUGGAUCUCUAUGCCAUUACUCCUGAAACAAAAACUAUUACUAAUAGGAUUGGGGUCAUGAGUGAAGGACUUGAUGCCAGUGUGAAGCUGAAGAAGAGAAUUGAUGUCAAGUUGGCACCUCCUCUUAAAGGAAUUGGUUCCAAAUCCAAGGCUUCAUAUGCCAAGGAUGCAGUGGAUUCAGCAGAAAAAGAGCAGCUCACUCCUGAAACUCAAGUGGUUGAAACCAAAGACUUGGGUCGGUCAAUAGCAGCAUUGGGAAGCCAGGAGAAAGUUCGACUAGUUGUAUUUGGUGUGGUUUGCAUUGAGCAAGUUCGAGUCCUGGCAACAUUGAGUGGAUUGAAAUUGGAAGCACAGAUGAAUGGUCUUAAUGCAGCUCUGUCCCACAAAGAAAUGAAUCAUGGACCCAAGCUUAGGCAUUCCAUCAUCGAAUCCUCAUUGACAACUCACGUGACCAACACAUUCAUUGUUCUCCUUGAAGGCAUCCCCCCCAGUCUUCAAACGGUGGUGAAGGUUGGCAUCGGAAAAGUGGAGUCCUUGUACUCUCUCAGACGCCAUACAGUGCCCAAGACUAUUGGGAUUGGCAAGAAAGAGAGAAACUCUAUCCUCAUGAACCUUGCAUCCAUUGACAUCGACAUCCCGCAGCAUCCUGUCAUUCUUCAUGGAAUGAUGACUCGGAGCUCCAAACAGAUCUCCAGUACUCUGCAAGAACUGCGCGUGAAGAGGGCCACAAACCGACUGGCUCGAGGAAUGACCAUGGAAGACAUUGACCUCAGCAACCUUUGCAUACCUGAACCAGUAGAAACACCACCAGUGUCUCAAGGGUUCCUUAAACCUAUCGUUGUACAUUUCUCCAUCAUCCUCCAAGCCCUGAAAAUUCAGGCAGCCCUGCUUCCAUCACUGCAAGCCCAGUAUGAAAUGACAAAAGUGACUAGUGUUGGUGUGACAGGAAGCAAGGCCAACUUCACUGUCGACCUAGCCCAGCAUACACUCAGCUUUGCCACAAAAGUCCAGGUGAGAGAUAGCAACCUUCCACCAUCAGCAAGUAUUUCCUUGCCUCAAGUGCAUGUGUCAGCUGAAUACGUGCAAGAUUCUCCUCCAGAGGGAGAGCAAAUUUUGGGAGAUGUGAAGUACCAUAGGGGAAAUUACCUCAGCACACAUGCCGAGAUUGGAAUCCUGGAACACAAUCUCACAACAGAUGUCCUCAACCACCUUGUAUUUGUUCAGAAAGUCUUCAUGAAGGAAAUAAAUGAAGUGCUGCAGAAGAUGACAGCAGGAGAUCGUCCAGUCUCAUUUUGGAAUGGAGAAGGGAAAGAGGUCUCUCGCCAUCGCAUCCUUUUCUCACUUGUACUCAGAAUCAAGGGGAUCCAAGUAACAGCAACAACACCCACCAGUUCUGCAGUGCGACUAGAGACAGGAAGCGUGGAGUUGUACCUAUCAAAUAGAGUCAAGAAUUCGGAUUCUGUGCGUCUCUUCUGUAGGGCCAAGGUGGAAGUGAACUUGUCUCUGGGCCAGCUAAUCCGCAAUGUGUUCUUUGAAGAGGCUGAGCCUGAAUUCCAGCAGUUUGCUUUUUUCAAGACACGGAUAGGUCUGAGGAACAUGUUUCAAGAUGAGCUGGGUUCAAAAUCUGCAAAAGAACUUGGUGGAAGAGAUGUGGUUCUCAUCACGCUCAACCGACCUCUCAUCUACAUUCAGCCAAUUGCUGUAGACCGAGCCAUUCUUGUCUGGCUCAACUACAGAAAUGCUUACGAAUAUUGGACAGAACAAAGAGCAUCUCUAAAUAAGGAAGUCCUCACAGCAACACAGCAGGUGAUGGAAAAGAUGCCCAAUUUGGCUCAGCUGAAUCCACCAUCCAGCUCCUUGUUUGUCCAGUUGAAUGUGGAUGACAUGGGAAUCUGUCUUCCACUGAAUCAGCGCUCAACUGGUGCACCAACUCCAUUUGUACCUGGACGAUUCCUGGAUGUAGAACCUCGAGGAGGAGUAAUAGUCACCUUAGAAUCUACUUCCAUCUCUGCUCUUAGUUCUGGCUCAUUGGCAAGCAAAGGGAUGUUCAGUGGGCUCUGCAUUCGUUUUGCUGAUGAGCUGGAGGUGAACUAUGAUGACUGGAAGCCAAAUCUAAAUGAUCCCAAUAACAUGAACCUUUGUGUUGUGUCUGAGGGCACAUAUGAAGUGUGCAGUCACACUGUCACCCAGCAGUGUUCUCCCACAGAUAAUGCUAAAUGGGUGUUGAAUGUAAGCUGGAAGAUGGAUGGAGUGGACAUUCAUGUGGAUACAGACAUUGGGAAAGAGUUGUCUGCACUAGCCAGGACCCUCACUGCUCUCACAGAAGUAGUUGAGGAAGAGCCAGAACCAACUGGUCCUGGUUUUGACAGUGAUGACACAGACCAUAUUGGAGAGCUUCCCACAUCAGAGGAGUCUGUGUUCUCCCAGAAGCAGAGAGGGUUGAAUGACACUUUGCCUUCAUUCAUCUUUGAUCCAAAAAUUGAUUCCAGACAGAGGUCAAAGCUUCUUGAAAAUGAAAUGAAUGAGCAAGCCAAGGUUGUCAAUGAUCUGAGAAUGCUUGGUGCUUCACCUGCUGUCAUGGAUCCUGAGGUAAAGAGGCUUCGAGAACUGGAAGCAGUAAUGUUCAAUGAUUUUCGCCGGGACUUUAUCAACAAGCUGAGACGUCAAAGUGUCAGAGCCCCAUCCAUUAAGGAUAAACUUGGCCUCUCAACCCGACACAAUUCCAAGUCCAAGUCCUUCGUGCUGCCCUCAACAUCCUCAUCCUUUGAUCCCAAUCGUCGUCACAGUAUCUCUCCAAUUAGAAGUGGAGAGACAAGUUCAUCUUCUUCUCCCAGUCAGGAACGUUCUCAAGGUGUCCCAAAAAUUUCUGUCCACAAGUCUCUGUCGUCUUCUCUCAGAAGGAUGCACUCACAACCAGGCUCAGCUUGCAGUAGUGGUCAUGCAACAGAGCAUGAAUUUGAUGAUGAAGAUGAUUCUGAGGAAGGACUGGGUAGUCUUUCAGAAGGUUCAUCACCAAAAUUGUCACCAAGUCAAAGGCGAUGGACAUCCCAUCAGCAACCUUGUUCACGUCAGUCCUCGGAUGACUGUUCAGGUCAUAUGGCCUCCGUUCAUAGCUUUGGGGGCCAGAAGGUGGUUGCAGAACCAAACAUUGAUUUUGAAUUGGAUGUCAAGGUACUUAUCAACAGUGGGAAAUGCAUUUUGCAUUCCAAGGACCCAACAAGAGAAGAAGAUGUGAAAAAACUGAAGAAGGAUCCAAGCUGGACUGGUGACCUCUCAUCACCCACAAUGACAAACCGUCUUAGGAAAGAUGCUGCAAGACACAAUGUAUCAUUGAGUCGGUUGAAGCAGAACCCUUUCUCCUUUACCCCUCAAGUAACAGAUUCUACUGAGUUUCUCAUUCCUGGCCUUGAUGUGAAGCUGCAUUAUGAGUCGAGAACAGAAUCAGAAGAGCAGAGUGCUGGAAGUGGGAAUGAAGAAAGUUCUGCAUUAGGAUCUGGAGCUCGAAAGAGUGGGCUGAGUUCCUCAUUGGUCUCAAACAAAAAGGCGUGUGUGUUUGCCUGGGUCUCCCUGCAUUCUGUUCCAGAGGAGAUCUUAAUAUCCCCACACAUCUUGCUGUUUCUUGAAAAGACAUUGGAACCAAUUCCUUAUACCAUACCUGAGACCAAGACCCCAACUGGACCCACUCCAGAAAGCACAUUCAACUUGGAGACCUCCCAAGAGUCAGUGGGGUUGUCAGCAGGGAGUUAUGUAUAUGCAAGCUUCCCCGUGGAUGUGAUGGUCUUCUUCCACAUGCAACCUUCCACCUUUCGUUUUUCAUGUCUUCCUGUUUCCAAAGUGGAGUGUCUGCUGAAGCUUCCCUCUUUGGAUCUUGUAUUUUCUUCUAAAAGAGCAGAGGAUGAACUCAACAGAGGAGGAGGAAAGCAGCAGCAGUUGAAUGAUACUCAGUCUGCCUCUGGAGGUCUGAGUGUAACAGGAUGUUUGGCAGAUUUUUCUUUAUACAUUUUCCAUCCAUAUGGUGGCAGCAAAAAGACUGCCUUGCAAGAUUCCAGCAUGAAUGAGUCAUCUCCAGGCCAGCCAGCUGACCGCAAGGACUCUCUCAGUGUCCAGGUUGAAUUUGUUAAGUUUCACAUCUCUCGUUCCCGCAAGUUUAACUCCCCCAAAGCUGAGGGCAAGACCAACACAGCCAUUGUGAGAUUCUCCACAAUGGUGGACAUUGGGAGUGCAUCAUUUAAAUAUGAUAUGCGACGGCUGACAGAGAUCCUGGCCUUUCCUAAGGCAUGGUACAGGAGAAGCAUUGUGAGACGUAUGUUUCUUGGAGACAUGACAACCACAGCCAGAGAAGACUCGUCUGUUGCUACCAGCAGGGAUAGUGGUGCUUCUGCUUCAUCCAUUGGAGUGAAAUACGAAGGUAAGGCAUGUCAGAGGUCUGACGAACCACUACCCAAUGCACAGUACCUAUCCACUCGUCGAGGAACAGCUAAGGGAAUGUCUCUGUUUCUGCCAAUCACACCUGAGGCCGGAGGAAAUAGGGCAACAGCAGCCCCUGCCUGGGAGACCCUUGUCCUCUUUGCUGUGAAUUUCACCAAACUCAAUGUCCAGAUGAACAUGAGUAAUGUGAUGGGGAAUGUCAUUUGGCUCACACGAGGCUUCUGUGCGGAAGGACGACUAAGUAUUGGGAGCACAGGACACAAGAACAUGCAUCUGGGACUGGGUCUGCAAAGUUCCAACUUGGAAGCCAAGGGAGGCAUUGUUGGUGGCAACAUAGACCUCUCUCAGAUCGACACAUAUCUGAAGAUUAGGGAGGACCCAGGAACAACACCAGAUCACAUAUUGGGGCUGAAACUGGAAGCCUUGGAAGCAAGACUAGACUGCAUGGGAACAAGCAUCCUAAUGGGUCGUGUUUCCUCUCUUCAGGCCAGGGUGAAUGAUGAAUGGAGACUUGAGGCUGUUUCCUCACCUGCACCCACUGACAGGCCAGCUGCAAUACAUUUGUAUGGAGACCUGAGCUGGGAUCAGCUCCAGCUACUCUUUACGCAAAGCACAGCCACAGAUCUCAUGAGGAUGUAUGGCAAACUGGAGGAGUUCUUCUCUCAACAGCUGCACUCAGGGAGGCGUGUGUUUUCUUCGCUCCAAGGUGGAGGACUCAGUCGCAGCUCUUCCAGGGCCUCUCAUUUGCCUCCAAGGCACCCACGAAGAAAAACCACAGAUGUGGGGCGCGAAUCGAUGGGGCAUCACAGACACUGGCAGCCAGCUUUACAUCUGGUGAGUGGCUUGAAGCUGCCAACUUUGAGGGAUGCCCUACCACAGAAGUUCACUGUCCUUGGUGGCACUGUUGAGAUGCGAGGGAAGCAUAUUUCCUUGGCCUGCUUCCAUGGCAUCAAUCUCAGGUCAAAAUCCUGGGCUCUCUUCUCCCUCAAGGAUCCUUUCAUCAGCUUCAUGACUGAGGCCCAAGACCUCCAGUGUGAUGAUCCCAAGGCAGUGCACAUAGUUCAACAUCUGGCCUUCUCCUUGGGAGGUCAAGAACAGGCCAUCCAUGGAAACAUGGCAACAGUGUGUCGCAUUUCUCGCUCUGUCAUGUUUCCACCGCAGUUCAAGACACUGCACGAGUGGUUCCACUAUGCAUUUGCAACAAGUGAAUUAGAUGAUGUGGAUCGGUUCCCAUAUUUUGGGGAUGAGGAGAAGCGUAGCUCCAUGAAACUGCAAGAUAACAAUCAUACAACUGAAGUCAUCUUUGCCUUCCCUGGUCUCCAGAUGGACCUGAAAACUGAGCAUCAUCAGGCUGGCAAAGAACCUUCUAUUGAUGAUGCAAAAGCACUGGUGAAUUGCAGCUUUGUUACUGUGUUCAACAAUCAUAUUUAUGUGACUGUGGAUGCUGAGGGCUUGUUUUUCCUCCAUGAUGUCGUCACAUCUUAUGUCAAGGACAGUGAUAAGCAGCAACAAGGGAAUGUUGAGAGUCCUUCACAGAGUCCUGGUGAGACAGAAAGAGAGAAGGGUCGCAAGAAGUCCACUCGAGUCUCAGAUCCAAUUGAGAUACUCCAGAAAGAUUACAGGGAGUUUCUCUGCAAGACCUGGCACCUCGAGCCCACCGUCAGGCUGAUGUCAUGGGGAGGGAAGCACAUUGAGCCAUAUGGAGUGGAUUACAUUUUGCAGAAACUUGGUUUUGCACAUGCUAGAACCACAAUCCCCAAGUGGCUUCAGCGUGGAUUCAUGGACCCUCUUGACAAGGGACUAUCAUUGCUGGCAUUGAACCUGCUCUUUGCUCUUCGGGAAGAAUCUCACAAGCAGGCCAGCCCUUCUUCCCUUCCAUAAUGCUCCUCACUUGAAUUCCACCCCACCAACUGAGCCAACAUGGAUAUCCAGUGCAAGCAAUAUGAAGCACACACUCCCCUCUCAUAGUAUGGAUGGAUGACUUCCAGAUAUAGGCAGUUCUUCAGAAGGUCCUUGCUUGAUGCUAGUGCUGGUUUGUGCCUCCUGGGCUGUUUACUGCAUUUAUUUAUUAUUCUUUUUUAAAUUUUUAUCCAAAUCUAGAAGAUGUGAUAUCUCAGAGAGGGGGGGGGGGGGGGGGAGAGAGGAAAUAGUAGCAGUGAUUCCCAAUAUAAUAUGUUGUGCCCAUAUGCCAUACAUCCUAGUCUGAUAGGUUGUCAAAUAAUUUAGAGGAUUUUUGUCUGUAUGCUGUGAUGAUAUUGGACUUCCUCCUUGCUUCUACUUGGCUAUACCACUCCUUUGUGCUGAUAAUUUCCAUUCUGCACUAUAGCAUCCAUAUUCUUGAAGUCUCCCUUCCUUCACUCCUUUCAGGGCAAAGGGUUUACAUCUUUCUUCAGCUGUUCAUUCUUUUACUUGGUUUUCCUAACCCCGUCGGGGGUUACUCAAAUGUAGGAGUGAUCUCCAGUAGAAAGCAGAAUUUCCUUUUAUUUAACUUGUAAAUAAUUCGGUUGACAUUUUCAGUGCAUUCAGG